GCAUCUCCUCACACAUGCAGUUAGAUCAGGCAUAGGCAAACUCGGCUCUCCAGAUGUUUUGGGACUACAACUCCCAUCAUCCCUAGCUAACAGGACCAGUGGUCAGGGAUGAUGGGAGUUGUAGUCCCAAAACAUCUGGAGGGCCUAUGCCUGAAUUAGACACUCUGCUGUUGGGAGCAGUGAAGGAUGAUAACCGAAACUAUUCACAUCCCAGCCUGGUGGUGAUGGUAGUGUGGCUGAGAGUUCAGAUCAGUGGUUUGGAACCUCCAGCCCAUGGAACUAUUCAGGCCUGCUAGGCCUCAGAAAUUGGACUGCCAAGCCAUACCUACCUUUCCCAUGUCUGCUGUCAUAUAUGACAUCAAGCAGGGGAAGUUCAAGCCAUGAGGUCCUCAUUUCUUCCUUGGUAGGGAAAACUGGCACUUUCAAAAGAUGCCAAAUAUGAAAAGAGCCAAGUCUUGGCUGCAAAGGAAAAACCAGGAGCGCAUUUCUGAUUCGUUAUUUGCAGCUGCAGCUUGAAUUCAAGACAGGGAGGCAAAAGUAGAGUCUUCUUAAGGAGCUCCAGCUGCAAAGGGAGCUUUUUCCUUCACACCUGAAGGUACAAUCACCUGAUAGACAGAUCCAGUUCCCCAUCCCUGUUUUAGAUGGAGGUAGGUAAAUGGGGGUGCAAUCUGAGGCUGUAUCGGCUGCACUCUGAUGCAAAGUUAGCAGCUGCCCUACCUGCUGAAGGAAUGUUUUUGUCUUCACAAUACAAGCAAUAAAAUUCUUAUGAAGACACCAUCAAUCUCCAGGGUUCUCCAAAGGAAACCCAAGACUACCUCUGGAACUUCCCACCCCUAGGGGAAAAGGAACAAGGAAUGACUUCAUGUGAAUCAGCUAAACCAGAAAUACAGGUAGAGAAAGAGGUAGAGGAUUUCCAAAGGCAAAUACCCUGACAGGACAGUAAAAAAACAAAAAAACCACGUCUUGAAUGGAAAAAUAACAGGGGAAAGUAGCUGUUCGAGAGAGCCUGGAGUGGUUGAUACUCUUUCCAACGUGAAAAUGGAAGAAGCCGAGGUGGACAUUGAUACUCUCAUUGACGAGAUGGAUUACAUUCCAGGUCACUUUCACUUAGAUAUGAACUUGAACUUUGAGUCUUCUUCACCUAUGAAUUUCCAAGGGCGAGACUUGAAGCUGAAACGAGAAAGCCUAACCUAUGAGUUAGAGCUCGAAACUGGCUUCCAGCAGUAUGCCAUCAGAAACCUCCUUGGGGUUUUUUCUUUCUACCUGGAAGAAGUGGAACAAGCCAAAGAGAUUUUCCUCUGCAUCUCUCAGGAGGACCCUGAGAAUCUGAACACUUGGGCCAACCUCGCCUACGUUUAUGAUAGACUGAACAACGAGCAAGAAGAGGCUAGGUGCACCGAAAGACUCUCCCUCUUAAUGGGCUUGGAUUCAGAAGACCACAAGCCGCAAGGGGACCCCCAGCUCAGAACAGCCCGUUGCUUGGCUGAGCAGGGCUAUGCUUACGCCUUCGACGUUGGGCUGGUGAACGAAGAAGAGAAGAUGGAGAAACUGACUGCAGGCCUCACUCUCUACGGCAAGGCUCUUGCUUAUGGGAAGCAGAUCCCUUUGGAGGAGAAACGAAGCUGGUACUUCACUAUGGCCACCCUGCACAUCAGGUUGGAUGCGAUGUGGAUGAACAAGGGCAAUGAUGAGGAAAAAAGGUUGCCAGCCUUCAACAGAACCUUGGUUUUGCUUCAGCAAGUCCUGAAGUGCUCCAGCCUACAUUAUAGAGCCUUGGCCUGCUGCUAUCUUGGGAUAUUGUUUGAAAGGAAAUAUUCCUUCUCAGAUACCCCUAUGGCUAUUCAUGACUGUGGGUACUCUGGGACAGAUCCCCUCGACUGCUUUGGAAAAGCAAUAGAGAUAGCUAGAGAAAACCCACUGGUUCUGAACCGCCUAGCAAAAAUCUUCCACUUCCUUGGCAAGCAAGAGAUGGCAAUGGCAGUCUGCAACAUGGCCUUAGAUGUGCUGCCAGAUCCAGUACUUAACUGGCAGGCAUAUUGCAUGCGUGCCAAGAUGCUGCUUAAACUAUAUUUGCGUGAUUUGGAUCGUGUGAAGAUGGGCCUGGGAGGAAUGCCAGACCAGAGAAACCUCUCUGAUGCCAAAGCUGAUCUCGAGAACGUCAUGAAGGUGCAUCCGUGUCUGAAGACUUACCUUGACCUAGGCCAGGUAUGUUACUACAUGGGAGUAGAUGCCAUGCAGGAACUUUUACUCGUAGAUGAAAAUGCCGUGAACAAUGCCCUUGUGUUCUUUGCUAAAGCCAUGGAAUUAGACCUGGGGAAUGUUUUGCCUGAAAUCCAGCUGCUGAGGGGGAAAUGCCUUCGGAUAAAAAAUGAAGACCUGAAUGCCAUGGAAUGCUUCAAGCAGGCAAUAGAGCUGGAUGGUGUGGGUUCUGUUUACACAGAGAGCUUCCGUUGCUUAAUGGAAAUGCUGCUUGCCUUGUUCAGUCAGAAGAGGAUGAAUACAGAGAUGCUGAUGAAGGAAGUAGAGUUGUGGGUGAAGAAGGCUGAGGAGAAAUAUCCCAAACAGCGAGUGCAGCAGGAGCUUAGGCUGGUGUGUCGUCACUACACAGCUGAGGUGCUUGAGCUCUCCAAAGCCAUGGUGGCCAGAGGGAAGACUGAGCUGGUGAAAUUGCUCUUUGAGACCAUGAGGUGUGACUUUAACAAAGGUAGACGGAAUGAACGCUCACUCUCCUUUUGAAUGGCUGGUUUGCUUUUCAGCCACGUGGCACAGCAAGAGAUUUAGCUCUCCCCAUAGUUUGCAGAAAGAAUUAUGAAAAGCUAUAUAAUAAAAUGUGAUACUUUCUAGAGCACCCACCAAGUAUUAUUAUCCCAUAUACAUGGAGGAGUCGAGGUAUGUGUGCUCAUAUUAAAAAAUGAGCGUGCUUAAUUUUUUUCAAAGCAAAACAUUAAACAAGCUCAAAACAUUUACAUUAUGUAUGUAUGUAUGCAUAGCACACAGAAGCAGGUCAACAGUAGAUAAAAUAGCCUUCAUUUAUUACUGGGAAGCAGGUAAGGUGUAAGUGAUUUACAGCAACACUCUGAUUUUAAAAAAUUGGCAACG
Molecule: messenger RNA, 3099 nt
Organism: Podarcis raffonei (Aeolian wall lizard)
Lineage: Eukaryota; Metazoa; Chordata; Lepidosauria; Squamata; Lacertidae
Gene: TTC22
Product: tetratricopeptide repeat domain 22
Exons: 8
Coding region: 1039-2736 (565 amino acids)
Molecular function (GO): protein binding
Source: RefSeq, a predicted model, not a curated record